Molecule: messenger RNA, 1595 nt
Organism: Tigriopus californicus
Lineage: Eukaryota; Metazoa; Arthropoda; Copepoda; Harpacticoida; Harpacticidae
Exons: 4
Coding region: 152-1429 (425 amino acids)
Source: RefSeq, a predicted model, not a curated record
GUCACCGAAUUAAGUCGCGGAUUGAGACACUUAUAGAGUAGAAUAAAAAUGACUGACUCAUGCAUACUUCGAAAGAUAAGGCAAUCAAUGGUCGAAAAGAUUAGUUGUAUGCCCCAGAUAAUUCAAUCUUGGACUGAUACAAAAUCAAAACAUGUCGAUGGUCAUGUGGUUUUGGAUAGGAACCAGCCUUACUUGUGGGCUAGUCUUGGGAGAAGUGAGGGUUGAGCUGAAUCCACAAAUUCCGUUUCCGGAGGGCCAGAAAGUCGAACUCAAGGCAACAUGGACUGGAACCCGGGACUCGUGUCUGUGGUCCUUGGAAGACAAGCUAUUAUGCGUCAUUUCCCAAGACCAAGGUCCAUCAACAUGUGGUCCAGAUUACCAAGUGAAAGCAGAAUUUCCCUCGUCGUCUACUUGCUCCUUGAAAUUUGAACCAUUCAAACCAAAAUUUGAUGGCCACUAUUCUGUGAGUGUUUCAGGAGGUCUUAGUAAUCCUGAGUCUUCGGAAGCUGUACCGCUUUGCGCUGAAAAGAGUUCGACAGUGCAACUAGAAGUGGGGUCUCAAGCCCCAGACAUUUGGGAAGUUACCCAAAACAAGCCCGUUUCCAUUGAUUGCUACGCCCGUGGAGGUCGACCGGAGACACCCAACUUCCAAUGGUUUUUGGACCUAAAUGGUGAUUUCUUACAUCAGUCCGAAUAUGAAGUAUCCUUAUCCCAGGUGGAAUUCGUUCCGGGUGAAGACGAAAACUACGGAUUUCGUGAUGCCUUUCAAACCUUGACCAUGACAUUCCCUGAGGCUACCGAUUACAACUUGGAAUGUGUAGCUUCGAAUGACCAUGCAAGUCGAGACGAGCUGACCGUCUUGGUCGGAGAGAAUUCCCAGAUAGCUUUAACCGGUGGAGCCAUCGCUGGCAUUGUGAUCGCCGUGCUAAUCGUUGCCGUAAUCAUUGCGUUUCUGGUCUUCAUUUUCGUGACCAAGAAACUAUGCUUCGGCGGUGACACUAUUAGGCCUAAUCAACCGCAACGGAGACCAACGCCAAGACGAUUAAAUGCGACCAACCAAGUCACGCAGCCAAAUAGCCACCCGACCGGAACCAAGGCUAAGGUCAAGGCUAUGAAGCCUGGUGGUACAACGCCCUCCUCAGGUUACGUGGUGGGUCAGGACUUUCAAAGAUCAGUACCGACACCCGCGGAAAGUGAGGCGUGGGACGGGAAGUUCCUAUCCUUGCAUAUUGCCAAUUCGUCGUCAUGCAACGACAAUUUCCAUUCGGCCUCCUCGUUUUUCCGUGAUCCAUCAUCGUCAGGCCAAACCAACUCAGCUUUCCAGCCCAUGGAGCAAUUGCGGGCCGUCCCAGCUCAAGCCGUACCCAACAUUCAACCGCCUCGACCGCAGAAGCAACUCAUCGACGAUGGACGCGGGUAUCUCGUGUGAUAAUGAAAAAUCAUGACCAAGAUGACGACCGAAUGAGUCAUCAAGAGCCAUGGAAAUAGUAUUCGAAAAGCUAGUUGAUAUCAUAAGAAUGCGGCCUUGAAUUAUUGGCCAAUACCGUAAGUGCUUGUAACAAUCAAUACAUUAUGAAUGAUGAAUUUAACUGGAA